This is a messenger RNA of Bradysia coprophila, 1242 nucleotides long. RefSeq names its product EF-hand domain-containing protein D2 homolog Swip-1 (gene Swip-1). NCBI's taxonomy places the organism in Eukaryota, Metazoa, Arthropoda, Insecta, Diptera, Sciaridae. Gene Ontology annotation, molecular function: calcium ion binding. The record is from RefSeq and is a predicted model, not a curated record.
ACAAUUUUCGAUUGACCAGUUUAGUUGCAAGUGAGUAUCGUGUUGAUGUGGUUUGAAUUUGAGCUGCACCACGUUUUUUGUGUCGUUGGAAAAGUAAACAUCCCGCGUUGUAUAUGAAUAUAGCAUCCUAUUUCUACAGAAAGACAAUAUUGUAACUUUAUCGUAAAAUAUACCAACGGAUCGACUUGAAAAUAGAUUUUAUUUCGAAGAAAAGUGCUGAAUUUGAAAUAUUUAUAUUUCGUGCACUUAAGAGUUUUGAGUGAUUGAUUAAAAUUUUGGUUUUUGAGUACCACAACGGAGAAACAGUAUCAGUAUGUCAGCGGAUUCAGAAUUAAGUUCAAUUUUAAAUCGACGACAACAGAUCAAUGACGACCUUGAAAACGGCAAGGAAGUUAAGCACACGUUCAAAGCGGUCAAUAUCUAUACUGAGUUUCAUGAAUUCAGUCGCAAGGAGAUCAAAGAAUAUCAGGCCACCUUCAAUAAAUACGACACUGGAAACGAUAGUUUUCUAUGUUUGAACGAGCUGAAAUUUAUGAUGGAAAAACUUGGUGCGCCGCAAACUCACCUGGGACUGAAAGCAAUGAUUCAGGAAGUUGAUGAGGACAAGGACAGCAAAAUUUCAUUCAGGGAAUUUCUGCUAAUCUUCAGAAAAGCUAAAGCUGGCGAAUUGAACACCGAAUCCGGUCUGGGCCAACUGGCCCGUUUAACUGAAAUCAAUGUAGAUGAAGUGGGCGUCAAUGGUGCAAAAGAAUUUUUCGAAGCCAAAAUUGAACAACAGAAAUUGUCGAAUAAAUUCCAUGACGAAAUUAAGCUGGAACAGGAGGAACGUCGAAAGGAGGAAGAGGAGAAACUUAGGCGGAAACAACUGUUCCAGCAAAGAGCUGCUCAGUUCAAACAAAACUAAGUUCAGUAUUUUUAUCAGUCAAUGUUAUGAAUUGUUUGUGCGGAAAAUCCGUUGAAAAUUAAAAUUAGGAAUUUAUGACAGUGUGCGAGUGUGUGCGUAUAAUAAGCAAAAUGCACGUAAAUGUAUAAUUGGUGUAAGUGUUAUUUUAUGCCUUGAAAGAAAAGAAUUAAUUUGAAAAACUUGUUGGUAGGACGGAAAAGAUAUUUCUAUUUUAUAAUUGACGAAUUUUACCAUUAAUUUUUUGUCUUCAGUCAUUAAGUGUAUUGCUUUUAAUUAGAUGUAAAUCGUAACUGUAAAAAAAGGAUAAGACGAAACAAUAAAAAAUGUAAAGUGAAACU